AUGCAACAGACUCGCAUUGUGCAGCUUAAGGGUUGGGCCGACGUCAGCUUCCAUGGCUCCCCUCAAAUCCCUACACCAAACUUGGACGCCCUGGCCAGCACGGGAGUGGUUUUAAACAACUACUACGUCAUGCCUCUGUGCUCGCCUUCCAGGGGAGCGCUCAUGAGUGGCCGCUAUUGCAUACACAUCGGUUUCCAGCAUUGCGUUCUACUACCGGCACAACCAGGGGGCUUGCCGCUCGAACUGACGAUUAUGCCCCAGCAUUUCAGGGACUUGGGCUAUGAGACGCACAUGAUCGGAAAGUGGCAUCUCGGAUACUCCACCGAGCAGUACAUGCCCACGAACCGAGGCUUCGACAGCUUCCUCGGCUUGCACACAGGCCCCGAGGACUACUACAGCCACAUUCUUAGAUGGCCUCUGUUCCUUUACCUGGCUCAUCAGGCCACGCAUGCGGGCAUCGAACCGUACCUGCUUGAAGCCCCCACAGAGAACGUGGCCAAAUUUCCCUACAUUAAUGACAUAGAGCGGACACAUUACGCAGGAGCGCUCGACGCCAUGGACCAGUCCGUCGCCGAGGUACUACAAGAGCUGGAAGCGGCAUCGAUGCUCGAGAACACCGUCAUAGUGUUCAGCAGCGACAAUGGCGGGGCCCCGCAGAAUAAUUCUCUCUCCAACUGUGCGAACAACUCGCCGUUGCGUGGAAGCAAGGGCUCCCUCUGGGAAGGCGGCGUCCGCGUAGCCGCUUUCCUCUGGACUGCCGACCUUCUCCCACACCGACGGGUGUCGCAUCAGUUGAUGCAUAUUACCGACUGGCUUCCCACGCUCUACUCCGCAGCCGGAGGCGACGUGACGAGUCUUGGUGAACUCGAUGGCUUCGACAUGUGGAGCGCGCUCAACGUUGGCAAACCGUCGCCACGCACCGAGAUUCUCCUCAACAUUGACCAGCAGGGGGGCAAGGCUGCACUGCGCACCCAAGAUUUCAAGCUGGUAGUGGGCGACGAAUCAUAUAGCGACGGGUACUUUCCAAUUGCUGGCGGAAGCCGUCCCCCUUCUUCCCCGGACCUGGACUCCUUGCUACGGCAAUCUCCAGCCGCUGCUGUACUCACGCGGCUCUACGAACAAGAAGACGUCUUCAAAAACAUUGGACGCUGGAGGGAAGAAGCGACUCUUACAUGCGAUGACGACGUCAACAAAAACUUUGAAUCGGGUGAAACCUACUACCUCUUCGACGUCGCUCGGGAUCCUUGCGAGCAGCGUAACCUGGCCAAGGACCAGCCGGAACUCCUGUUCGCGCUACUGGACAAGCUAUCUGUCUACAACAAGACCGUAGUUCCUCCUGUGAACGACACAAUAGAUCCAAGAGGAUAUCCACAAUACAACGAUGGUAUUUGGAAACCUUGGCUAUAG
Dermacentor silvarum is the source of this 1407-nucleotide messenger RNA. Its product is annotated as arylsulfatase B-like. The transcript is spliced from 8 exons. NCBI's taxonomy places the organism in Eukaryota, Metazoa, Arthropoda, Arachnida, Ixodida, Ixodidae. The record is from RefSeq and is a predicted model, not a curated record. The coding region runs from base 1 to 1407 and encodes 468 amino acids.